This is a messenger RNA of Olea europaea var. sylvestris, 976 nucleotides long. RefSeq lists its product as uncharacterized. The transcript is spliced from 2 exons. The record is from RefSeq and is a predicted model, not a curated record. The coding region runs from base 138 to 611 and encodes 157 amino acids. Lineage: Eukaryota; Viridiplantae; Streptophyta; Magnoliopsida; Lamiales; Oleaceae.
UCUACAUUUCUCAGACCGAGGAAUAUAAAGUUCUAUGUCUUUAUUCUAAAGCUAGACCAUUGAAAUGGGACGUAUGGACACUUGGUAUUGAUCGAGAAUGGAGACGUUUUUUUGCUCCAACCUAUGAUCCUGAGUACAUGCUUAGUAGUGUUAGUGUUGCUGAGGUGGUUUAUGUUACCGUGAAGCCGACUACCAUCAUAGCAAUCAAUCUACUUACUGAAAAAUUUGGUUUCAUUGAGCUUUCCAGAGAAAUUCUUACCUUACCCUAUUUAUGUGUAGACGUGAAAAAUACGUUAUCUUUUCUUGUAAAACAAGGGGCCAAUGCAUGUAUAUGUGUGUUGAGGGACUUGGAGAAGCAAGAACUGGUUAAAGUUUGUGAGAUAAAAGGUACAUUUCGAGGGAUGGAUGUUUCAAGUGAUCGUUUCGCUUCCAUUGGCUGGUUGGAGAAUAACUGGUUCUACGUCUUUCAAAGAAGGCUGUCUGGUCACUUGCGGAGUAAUCGUCUUGAGGUCUAUGACGAGAACACAGGAAAAGCACGUGUGCUUAGCAUUGUCAAUGGAAAUCAUUAUCAGAAUUACCAAAUUCACUCCAGCUCCCUUGUUACAUGGUAGCCUUGAGUGAGAAUCAAAUAAGAAUAUCGUAGGCUAUAUGGCCUAUGGCAUUGGAAAAGUUUGAAAUAAUUGCAUGCAAUAGAAAUAUUUAGAGACCUAGAUGCUGGCCUUGGCAUUUGCCUCUGAAAGCAACAUGUAUUUACGAGGUCAAUUUAUAUUUUCUUUUGCUGCAUUCUUCUUCUACUUCUACUGCUAUAUCGAGAAGUAUUGGAGAUUUUAAAACUUUUCGCGUGUUUUUAGACUAUUCUGUGUGGGAACAUUACAGAGCGGAAAUGGAACUUGGUUGCGCGUUUGAUCACAGUUUUAUUCUGUAAACAAUGCACACUUGUUCUCUGGAAGUUUAAUGCAUUUCCUAUUUUUCCUCU